Hibiscus syriacus is the source of this 1881-nucleotide messenger RNA. RefSeq names its product pollen receptor-like kinase 3. Gene Ontology annotation, molecular function: protein kinase activity; protein binding; ATP binding. Gene Ontology annotation, biological process: protein phosphorylation. The transcript has 2 exons. NCBI's taxonomy places the organism in Eukaryota, Viridiplantae, Streptophyta, Magnoliopsida, Malvales, Malvaceae. The record is from RefSeq and is a predicted model, not a curated record. The coding region runs from base 1 to 1881 and encodes 626 amino acids.
AUGUCCACCGCGGUUGUCAGUUCCCUUGUUUUGAUUCUUCUCACUCUUUUUCUAUUUUCCACCCUUUGUUUCUCUCAACCCGACGCCGUUCCCCUCCUCAAGUUCAAGAAAUCGUUGAAGAACGGCGAUUCGAAGUUGAAGAAUUGGAUCCCAAACUCGUCACCUUGUCGGAGAAAAUGGGUUGGCGUAAUGUGCGUUGGUGAAACCAUCAUUGGUCUCCAUUUGACGAAUCUAGGUCUCUCAGGUUCUAUCGAUGUCGAAGCUUUGUCUCAGCUUCGUAGCUUGAGAACCAUCCGUCUGGUGAAGAAUGCCUUCACCGGACCGAUCCCCGAGUUCAAUAAACUCGGGGGUUUAAAGGCUAUUUACUUAUCGAACAAUCAGUUCACCGGCGAGAUACCAGAUACGUAUUUCGGAUCGAUGAGAAAAUUGAAGAAGGUGUGGCUGAAUGAAAACAAGUUCACCGGGAAUAUCCCAAGCUCAUUGAUGCAAUUAUCCAACCUCGUGGAAUUGCAUUUACAAGGGAAUCAGUUUUCCGGGAAAAUCCCGGAGCUGAAAUAUCCCGAUGUUCUUAAAUCACUUGAUUUAAAGGGUAAUCAACUCGAAGGGAACAUCCCAAAAAGUAUGUCCAAGUUCAACGCUUCCACAUUCGAAGGGAACGUUAGGCUUUGUGGGGAACAACUUGAUAAAGCUUGCCCUCCCUCACCCCUCUCAAAUAAACCGACUUCACCUUCCACCCUCACCAUAAUCGUAACCUACGUAACUUUUUUCGUCGUAUUCUUUUUUGUGAUAACCAAAAUUGCUUCGACGAUAGAGGAGAGAGACGAAAAUUUGAAGAACCUAACUAAUUUUAGGGAAACUUUGAAGAAAGUACACGUCGUGUCCGGCUCGACUCGACAUACAUCAAUAGAAUCGAGUCGGAAGAGUAGUUCAAAUAGUUUGAGCUUAAAGAUCAGACAAGGGUCAUCACAGAAAGGGAACAAGAAUAAGAUGGAUGAUUUGAUAAUGGUGAACGAAGAAAAGGGUGCCUUUGGGUUUGAAGAUUUGAUGAAGGCCGAGGCCGAGGUGCUCGGAAACGGUCCGUUGGGCUUGUCAUAUAAGGCCGUGCUCGAGAACGGAUUGCCUGUGGUGGUGAAGAGGAUGAGAGAGAUGAAUAAGUUGGGGAAAGACGAAUUCAUAGUCUUAAUGAAACGAUUCGGAGAAUUUAAGCACCCAAACAUUUUGACACCAUUGGCAUUCCAUGUUAGAAAAGAGGAGAAGCUUAUUAUUUCGGAAUAUAUGCCUUGUGGUAGCUUGUCGUAUGCCUUGCACGGCGACCGAGGAUUUUUUCAUGGAAGAUUAAAUUGGCAAAAUCGUUUGAAGAUCAUCAAAGGAAUCGCCAAUGGACUUGGUUACAUCCACACAGAGUUAGCAACCAACGUUGUUCCCCAUGGUAACCUCAAAUCCAGCAAUGUUCUUCUCACCGAAUCCUAUGAUCCGCUAUUAAGCGAUUACGGCUUCCACACAUUAGUAAACUCCGACAGAGUCGUUCAAGGAUUGCUCGCUUUCCGGUCCCCGGAAUGUCUCCAAAUCCAACAACAUGCCUCUCCCAAUUCCGAUGUUUAUUGCCUUGGCAUUGUCAUCCUCGAAAUCAUGACUGGUAAGCACCCUUCGCAAUAUUUGAACGAUGAUGACAGUGGGAUCGACAUCGUGCAAUGGGCAGAAUCGUCGAUAUCAGAGAACCAUGGUGAAGAGCUGAUUGAUCCUGAAAUAUUGUCAAGUGGUAUAGCUUCGAUCGACCAAAUGAUCAAAAUCAUUCGAAUCGGAGUUGCUUGCACUAAAAAUAACCCUGACCAACGAUUAAGCUUGAACGACGCUAUUAAUAUUAUUCAAGAUGUUAAUUAA